CUCACAGCAUCUGGCCUGGAGACAAAUGCAGCCUCUUGAGCUCCCAACUGAGAACCAUGACCCAAUGGAUUAGGCUUGAUCAAGCAUGAGCAAAUAUGCAGAAAGUACUGCUAGAGAGGCAGAAGCACUUGUGUGGGAUAAUGAUAUAUCAGCUCAUGCCCAGUCUGUUGCCAAGGCCAAAUAUGAAUUUUUGUUUGGCUUGGAGGAAGAGAAACCUUCAGAAGUGGGUAGUGGCCAUGGAAGUAAUACUUUGCUGCCCCACACCAUCAUCAAUGAAUUUCCAGAGUAUGGAACUAUGGAGGCAAGUAGAGAUGCACUGAGGACUUCAUCAAAGAGCCAGCCGGAGCCUGUGACUUGCAGUCCAGAAGGACAGGACCGUUACCACAUACCUGGCAGGCCUCCUCCCCAGUCUGUGGCUUCUGCAGAUGAGCCUAGAGCUCAGGUUAAGGCAGCACAGCUGCACACUGCAGAAGAAGGUUUGCAACCUGUGGGUAACUUGCCAGAGAUUAUGAAAAUUUCUCGACAGCUAGAAGCAACAAAGGUACAACAGACAGCAAACACUUCUCUUGAUUCAGAGAUGCACGUGGAAGAAAAGACUGUUCCUGGCUGCCAAAAUGUGCAGACAGCCAGAGAACCAGUUGCAGCAGGCCAAGGAAAACCCUCAGACAUGCCUCUUCCAUCUGAGCAAACAGCUGAGGAAAAAAUGCAUUUGAUCAUAGGAAAAGAUCUGGCUGCAAUAUGGACUGGUGAAAAGCAGUCCGAGUCCUUGCAAGCCACCAGUAAUAAAGCUGAGGAGGUCCACACAGCAGAGAAGACAAGUUGUCAUAGACCAUCUGUGACAAACCUGGAAGCAGCCAGCAGAAUGGAGGGGUGGGAGCAAUCUGAGGAGUUUUCAGCUUAUAGUCAAGGCAGAAUGCAAAUGGGUCCUGAGAGGAGACUCUCUAAAGAGGCAGCUGUGAGCAAACAUGUUGAAUUUCAAGGGGUGGAGAUUUUAUGGUUGCAAAAAGCAGAGGACCAGAGCAGAAAGAAGCAUUCGCUGCUGGAGACCACAUCUGUGGAGAGAAAAGCGUUCCCCAAAACAUCGAGCCACUCUGUGCCACUGAUGAUUGCCCCCAGCAUGGUCACCUUGCCAGACAGUGCUAAGAGUGAGGUCUGGGAAGAGCCCGGGGUGGGAGCUGCCCGUGGAGCUGCUCCUCUAGCACUGCUUGAUGAAAGUGGGGAGGAUGAAGAUUUUGUGAAGGACAAGAAGAACCGCAGCAAGGAGGAGACUACUGUGCUAGCGAGAGACCAUGGCAGGAUCAUUGAGGAGGGAGAAGCAGCCAUGGGAGGAUAUGAAGAUGUCCUUGGACACAGGCAAUCUGACGUCUCCACUGAUCUGUACAGCUCACAGUUUGAAAACAUCCUAGACAAUGCCUCUUUGUACUAUAGCGCAGAGUCUUUGGAGACAUUAUACUCGGAGCCUGAUAGCUACUUCAGUUUUGAGAUGCCACUUACUCCAAUGAUCCAGCAGCGUAUGAAGGAGGGCAGUCAGUUUUUGGAGCGGACUUCAGCCUCAGGACAGAUGGAUGUCUUUCAUCUUCCCCCUGAUGGGGAAGCGAAGAGCUGCUGUGAAGGAAUCGCCAAUGGCUUAAGGAAUGUAAGCGAAACACUCUUCAGAGGAGAUGUUACAGAAGUUCCUCAUUUGGGAAGUAAUGCUGGACUACAGAAUAUGGUGUUAGACUCCAGUGCUGCCAUGGGGAGCAAUAAACUUCAAGAGAAAGAUGCUGUUGGAGCCCUUGGCCACGAUCUCAGCAAUGGCAACAGCAGCAAUUUGGAAGCAGCCAGGCACCUAGCUAAACGCCUCUACCAUCUGGACAGAUUCAAGCGCUCUGAUGUGGCAAAGCAUUUGGGUAAAAACAAUGAAUUCAGCCAGCUUGUGGCCGAAGAGUACCUUAAGUUUUUUGAUUUCACAGGCAUGACGCUGGACUUCUCACUCAGGAGUUUCUUUAAAGCCUUUUCACUUAUUGGAGAAACUCAGGAACGAGAGAGAGUUUUAAUCCACUUUUCCAGCAGAUACUAUCAGUGUAACCCAAACACCAUUUCUUCUAAAGAUGGAAUUCACUGUCUCACGUGUGCCCUGAUGCUGCUAAACACUGAUCUGCAUGGCCACAACAUUGGGAAAAAGAUGACCUGCCAAGAAUUCAUUGCUAACCUCCAGGGGAUGAACGAUGGUAAAGACUUCCAAAAAGAACUGUUGAAGGCCCUCUACAAUUCAAUCAAGAAUGAGAAGCUUGAAUGGGCAGUGGAUGAAGAAGAGAAAAAAAAACCUCAUUCAGAUGGUACAGAUGAAAAAGAUAAUGGGAACCAGACGAAGGCUGUAAGUCGUAUUGGAAACUCUAAUAACCCAUUCCUGGACAUCCCUCAUGACCCUAAUGCUGCUGUGUAUAAAACUGGAUUUCUGGCUCGGAAAAUCCAUGCAGAUAUGGAUGGAAAGAAAACUCCCUGGGGAAAGCGAGGCUGGAAAACCUUUUAUGCUGUGCUGAAGGGAACAGUCUUGUACUUGCAGAAGGAUGAGUACAAGCCAGAAAAGGCUUUGUCGGAGGAAGAUCUGAAGAAUGCAGUUAGUGUGCAUCAUGCACUGGCAUCCAAGGCAACAGACUAUGAGAAGAAACCCAAUGUCCUCAAGCUUAAAACAGCAGAUUGGAGUGUCCUGCUUUUUCAAGCCCAGAGCCAAGAAGAAAUGCAGACCUGGAUCAACAAGAUUAACUGUGUGGCAGCUGUCUUCUCUGCACCACCAUUUCCAGCAGCAAUUGGUUCCCAGAAGAAGUUCAGUCGCCCACCCCUGCCAGCCACCACAACAAAGCUAUCUCAGGAUGAACAGCUGAAAUCCCAUGAAGCUAAGCUGAAGCAGAUCUCCACUGAACUUGCUGAACAUCGCUCCUAUCCUCCUGACAAGAAGCUCAAAGGCAAGGAAGUAGAUGAUUACAAACUGAAGGACCACUAUCUGGAAUUUGAGAAAAAUCGCUAUGAGAUUUACAUUGGCCUCCUGAAAGAAGGGGUGAAGGAGCUGCUGAGUGGAGGAGAGAACGAUGCGUCAGGACUGAAGAAAUCCCACUCGAGUACGUCGCUCAAUCAGGAGUCUCCAGUUAGUGCCAAGGUGAAACGCAAUGUCUCAGAGAGGAAGGACUACAGGCCAGAAACACCCAGCAUUAAGCAGAAGGUCACUUAGGGUGGAAAUGACAACGAGGCGAACAGCCAUGCAGCAAAGUACCGGUGGUCAAAUUUUUUCCAGCUCAAAACCUGUCAUACAUAAAAAUAAGUGCAUCUGCCUGAA
This is a messenger RNA of Phasianus colchicus (ring-necked pheasant), 3313 nucleotides long. It is a transcript of the gene PSD3, whose product is annotated as pleckstrin and Sec7 domain containing 3. NCBI's taxonomy places the organism in Eukaryota, Metazoa, Chordata, Aves, Galliformes, Phasianidae. Gene Ontology annotation, biological process: regulation of ARF protein signal transduction. Gene Ontology annotation, molecular function: protein binding; guanyl-nucleotide exchange factor activity; phospholipid binding. The record is from RefSeq and is a predicted model, not a curated record.